Habropoda laboriosa is the source of this 5093-nucleotide messenger RNA. RefSeq lists its product as uncharacterized. Gene Ontology annotation, cellular component: plasma membrane; adherens junction. Gene Ontology annotation, molecular function: protein binding. Gene Ontology annotation, biological process: protein localization to plasma membrane; establishment or maintenance of polarity of embryonic epithelium; establishment or maintenance of epithelial cell apical/basal polarity. NCBI's taxonomy places the organism in Eukaryota, Metazoa, Arthropoda, Insecta, Hymenoptera, Apidae. Bases 510 to 4493 code for a protein of 1327 amino acids. The record is from RefSeq and is a predicted model, not a curated record. The transcript has 11 exons.
CCACGAGAAUCGUGUGGCGAACGUAAGGGCAUAGAUCAACGAGUGUUAUAACGUCCACAGAGUGAAACGUUCUUCUUGUUACACGUAAGAGAUCGGCGAGUAGUGUUCGCCGAUAGUGCGUAACCGGAGCGAAGUGAUCCGCGCGAGUCGAUGUGGAGGGGAGUAGCGGGGUUGAUCCACGAGUUGGAUUAUCUGUGCGUGUGGUGCAAUACGGGGGCAGUGGGCAUGUUGGAAAGGGCGGGAACGGGAAGGUGAUACAGGGAGAUCUUGAGGAACCUGGAAAAAUUUCUCUUCUAAUUGUUGGAAGACGUACUACAGGAGGAGUAACAUCAAGAGGAGAAGAAGAGGAUGAUAGUGAGUGAACGGAUGAGAGAAGAGUGAACAGGAAAAUGGAAGGUCUAACGAGCUAUUGAGAUUCUUAGCUCGUCGGUUAGUUGGGCACACUGCGAGCUGCGAGAGAGUCCGUCCAUGAGGUUUGAACGAAGGACGAAUUGUUGAGAAGCCACGCCAUGAGAAUCCUCAAAACGCUACACUGGUCUCGAAUGCGUAGCAGCAGUGGCGUGACGGACAUACACUCGCAGCAGCAGCAACAGCAGCAGCAACAACAGCAACAACAGCUGCAGGAGAACAACAACAGCAGCUCGCGGGACGCGAAGAAGCCGCAGGAGGGGCUGGUUCCCGAUGAGAUGUGGGCCCCUGGCGGGCUAGGACCUCACCGGGAGCUACCAGUCGACGUGCCCGACACCCUCUUGCAGAAGGCCUACCCGAACAAGGUAAAGAACCACUGUUCUGGAUAUAGGAACGAGCCCCGUAACGCUAUCCGUAACGCUAGCGACCUCUCCCUAAACCUUAAAAACGACACCCUUAAACCGCCGCCGCCACGCAUCACCGCCAUCCACAACAACAACAACAACAGCAAGAACAACAACGGAAUCAAAACGGACCAUUUGAUAGACAACAGAUCGUGCGUUAGAAACGGUCAGCCACCACCUAUGCUCAAGAUCGAGUUGAAAAUCGAGUCGGAGAACCUCGAGGACGAGGACGAGUGUAAAGUGAAGAAGGAUACGAUUGGAAAGGAACAGAACAGAAGUCCGUCGUCUACCCACGACUCGCCUCGAUUGAAGAAUCCCUUCAAGGAUUUCGAGGAGGACGAAGAGGACGAGGGCGUAAACGAGGAUACCACGGGUCAAAAGGAGUCCAGCGUGGAUCUGGACGUCGAAGAGGAUUAUCCGUUCGCUAAGGAAGAUUAUCCAACCAUGUUGAAGACUUGCAGCGACGAUUCGGCUAGCCCGAGAAGCUCUUCAGGCAGGUCAGAUAGCACUGCUCCUUUGGAUAGUAGCUUGGUGUUGAGACACGCAAAGAAUCGUGGAAAGGAGUCGCCUACGUAUGAUGCUAGGAGGAUAGAUCUUGGCUCUCCGUGUAGAUCGGUGGUUCCUGAGAUUAAAGUGGCUCCUCUGUUCGGUAGAACCAGGGACGCCACCUCCUUCGAUAAUCCUGCGUAUGGAUUGGCUGAUCUUCAGGAUCUGCAGGGACUCUUAAUAAGGUCUGACGAGGUAUCCGACUUAACUAGAUUAAUCGACGAACAGUGUACUAUACCUAGAAUACCUCGAGAGCAGGACAGAGUGUCCCCAGCUCGUGUGAAGGAUCAACACCAACGUUCCGGUGAAUUACUCCAAUCGGAAGUUGCCAGUCCAUCUAGUAAGUCUAUGAAAAAUCCCAAGGGUCGUCGACAAACCGAAGAAAGGUCUAAACAGAAGGCAAAGACAAGGAGUUUGGACGUGGAGGAAUUGAUCAGAGUGGGAUCCAGCGACGAUCUCGUUAGAAUUGAGUCCGGUAGCAGCCUCUCUUCGUCCUCGAGACAACGACCGAAGAAAAAGAGACACCAGCAGAUCUCUAGUGGUUAUUCAACGUUGAGGAGCGACGCUUCAACCGAUCUUGAACACGUGGACCGUAGUUUCUUGGUGGUCGGCGGCAAAACCUAUCGCGAGGUGGCCGUCGACUGUCCACCUGACUUCAUCCCCGUUACCAAGUGCCACCCUGUGUAUCCUCCGCCGAAUAAGACACCGAGUAGCAGCAAGCACAACACACUAGAGCCAAAAAGAGAUCGUAACGGAACCGAUAUAGUUAACAGGGACAGUACCAGUGGUGUGGUAACGGGGAUCGACGAAGGGAGUGUCGUUGCCUCCUCACCCUGCCCUCCCCUCGGUGAUAUUAGCUUCACCAUGAUAGACGAGGCCGCUAUGGAGAGUAGUAGCAUAGUCACGACCCGUACGCUAGACAGAAAGCACGACUCCUCGUCGAAGAAGGCCGGUCUGAACGGGGUGAAACCUGCCAUCCCCCCAAGAGAUCAAAAGAGGGCACCUGCUAGACCGCCGAAAGAUAACCUGCGUCUCUCAGCUCAGAACAAUAAUGUGGAGACGACCGAUAACGCCAAUGCGGAGCCUACGCAACAGCAACUGCAUUCCAUCAGGAAAUACCAGGAGCAGCUGCGAAAACGAAAGGAUGAAGAGGAGAGACAGGAGAUCCUCAAUCGGUCACUACGUGGCUCGAGGAAGCUCCAGGCGUUGGAAAGUCAUACGACGAGUCUUUCCGGCCAAGAAAAUCCUGCGUACGCCCAAGAUGACGUGACCACCGUCGGUCGUGGCACUCAUGUCACCGCGAGCGCCGCGCAAGAAGUCGAGGAGCCUCCGCGGCCCCUCACGUACGGAGAGGUCGUCGCCACGCUGGAGAGGCUACAGCUUCAACUGCGCAAUAUUUCCGGUGCUCUAGGCAUCUCUGGACCGGGCGUAGAGGCCGAACUAGAAGCAGUGCGAACGCUUUUGGUACAAAGUCGAUUCGCAUCUGCCUUGGCCACCCACCACGCUCUCAGGAAUCGCCUGCGAUCCAGCAAAGUAUUGAAACACCACGCUGAAGACACCUCCACUUUGGCUCGAGAUUGCGUGGACAUUCUCGAGAAAUGGAAGUCUUCGUCGACAGAGACAAUCGCCGCUGUGGAAGAGCUGACCAGUAUUCUAACCAGUUAUGACAUGGACGCGUUAUUAUUGGCCCACGACUCCAUAAUCUCGUACGUCGACGGAUUACAGAGGAAACAGAGUCCAUCUUCCGCGUCCCCGAGCGGACCUCCCAGCCCCACUUCCAGCUGGAGAGGCUCUCGAGUCGUAGACAACAUUAAAAUAAUUAGAAUCGAGAAGACUAACGAACCUCUAGGUGCUACAGUUAGAAACGAGGGUGAUGCGGUUAUCAUAGGACGUGUAGUUCGUGGAGGUGCGGCGGACAAGUCAGGACUCUUGCACGAAGGUGACGAGGUUCUCGAGGUGAACGGCGUGGAGAUGCGUGGUAAGAGUGUGAACGAGGUGUGCGACAUUUUGGCUGGUAUGCAAGGCAGUCUGACUUUUCUCGUACUUCCUGCUCCUACGAGUCACAGGAAUAAUUUAUCAAAUAGAAGGGAAGAUACUAACCAGAUACAACAUAUACGAGCCCACUUUGACUAUGAUCCAGAAGAAGAUCCCUAUAUCCCUUGUCGAGAGUUGGGAGUCAGCUUCCAGAAGGGUGACGUGUUACACGUGAUCUCUCAAGAGGAUCCCAAUUGGUGGCAAGCGUACAGAGAGGGCGAAGAAGAUCAAACUUUGGCUGGCCUGAUACCCAGCAAAGCCUUCCAGUACCAACGAGAAUCUAUGAAGCAGACCAUCGCUGGUGACAAGUCAACCGUACGUGGCUCCAAAAAGUCCAGCACGUUGUUGUGCGCCAGAAAGAAUCCAAAGAAGAAGAAACGAAACAAGUUCGGGGCGAACUAUAACGACGACGGGUAUCCUCAUUAUGCAACAACUGCCAUCGACGAUUAUGACAGUGAGGAGGUGCUCACGUACGAGGAAGUAGCGUUGUACUAUCCUAGAGCGAAUCACAAGAGACCAAUAGUACUCAUAGGGCCGCCGAACAAUGGACGACAAGAACUGAGGCAGAGGCUGAUGCAGGACAGCGAGCGUUUCGCAGCAGCCAUUCCUCACACGAGUCGUCCCAGGAAAGACUCCGAGGUCGACGGUCAAGAUUACCACUUCAUCUCCCGUUCUCAAUUCGAGUCGGAUAUUCUCUGUCGAAAAUUCGUGGAGCACGGCGAAUACGAGAAAGCCUACUACGGUACCUCUGUAGAAGCUAUACGGACCGUAGUAAAUUCCGGGAAAAUCUGUGUUCUAAAUCUCCAUCCGCAGAGCCUGAAGAUCCUUCGAAAUUCGGAUUUGAAACCGUACGUUGUGUUCGUGGCACCUCCAAGCUUGGAGAAGCUUCGACAGAAGCGAAUCAAGAAUAACGAGAGCUUCAAGGAAGAGGAAUUGAAGGAUAUAAUAGAGAAAGCACGGGAAAUGGAGGACAAAUACGGUCACCUGUUCGACAUGAUUAUCAUAUACACCGACACGGACCGUGCUUACAAUCAGCUACUGACGGAGAUCAAUUCGUUGGAAAGGGAGCCACAAUGGGUGCCCGCGUCCUGGGUACAAUAAGAAAGAAGCAAGGCUUUCGACACCAAGCCAGAAGAUAUAUCGCUUCGAAGGCCAGUAAGAGAAAGAGAGAGAGAGAGAGAGAGAGAGAGAGAGAGAGAGAGAGAGAGAGAGGCGGCUUCAAAGUCUGACUGGUUCUUCAACUGGUGCCUGUUAUACAAAUUUUACGUUUCAUACACACACGCGCGUAUUAAAACUCCUAGCCAGGCUAUCGUACUCCAAGUACCGCUGGUUUGGUGUAGUCUUCCGUGUCGUAUUCGGUGCCAUCUGAUGAUUCGAGGAUCGUCGUUAGUGAUCACGUUAUAGAGAGGGGGAUAAUUUACCCGUCUCGUUAUGAUUCUUCGUUCCUCGACAGAGAGGCGAGUUCACAAGAGAUCCUUAGAUAAAUUGACUGGCGUGUGGCGCUCGUUUUCCAUCGUAUAUACCAGCAACGCUCUAGUUUCCCAAGGAAUUCACAGGAUUUUCAAAGAAAAAAAAAAUGAAAAAUCGCUACUAUUCUCCGCAUUAAGAUAUCGUAUAACGUUUCCCAAAGAUGUAUGAAUCUUGAAAGAGAUCGCUCCACCUUCUUUCAGAAGUCACCAGAUUCUUUCUAGGGUACACCGA